AUGGAAUUCUUCUACAAACUCGGUCUAUCGAUUGGAUACCAUCCAUGGAGGUACAUACUCGGCUUGUUGCUGUUCACAGCCGUUUGUUCUAUAGGAUUUAUUAGAUUCCAUCAGAUAAAUAACGCAAGGAUUACAUAUACCGAUUCCGAGUCUGCUAGUCAUGUUGAGGCUCGAGUACUGCAGUCCUUUCUACAGCAAAAUGGAACUUUGAACAUGGUCGAGGUAUGGCAAUUUAUUUCUAAAGAUAAUGGCAGUCUGUUACGAGAGGAGUACAGGCAUCAGAUAUGGGAUCUGAUCCACGAAAUUAACACCGAGAUUACUGUGAAGAAUUCCACAGGACAUCAACUGACGUAUCGCGACAUGUGUGAACCGUAUUGCCAGAAGAAUGACGCAUUCAUAGCUCUUUUGGAGCUGUACAACAAGAACUUUUCCAGAGUUGAGGUCACAUAUCCUACUAUGGACAUUCUUGGAAAACAAAUCUUUAUCGCUAGUAAUAUUUAUGGUGUCAGUCUUGCUAACGACACCAAUACCAUCGAAUCAUUCACCACCGUUAUCCUUCGCUACUACAUGGUAUAUCCCGAAAUUAAGCCCCUACUCGCUUGGGAAACAAAGAUAGUCAGUCUUCUGUAUGACUCCGGCAAGUAUGAUUUACUGAACUGCAGCGCCGGUUCAGAUAACCUCGUAGCAAAAGAGGUCAAAGAGAUGGGAAACAAGAGCGCCCCUUUACUUAGCAUUUCUCUAGGAAUGCUUAUGAUCUUCUUGAUGUUGUGCUCAUUCAGGUACAAAAGACGAGAAUCAAAACCGCUCGAAGCGAUACUCGGUGGAGUUACACCGUUGUUGGCAGGAAUCACUACUGUCGGCUUAGUUUCUGCCACUGGACUUGCAUUUCAAUCUAUCGUCGUCAGCACGUUGUUCCUAGUCCUAGCAAUAGGUAUCGAUGACGUCUUCAUCAUGUUGGCUGCAUGGCAUCGAACCGAAAAAAGUAUGGACGUACCUAAGCGGACUGCUGAGAUGGUUCAGGUUUCCGGAUCAUCAAUGACUGUCACUUCGAUCACAAACGUGAUCUCGUUCGGAAAUGGUGUUCUGUCCAGCACGCCCGCUCUUCAGACCUUCGCCAUCUACUCAGUUGCUGCCAGUGUCAUCUGCUAUUUUUAUCAGCUGAUACUUUUCCCAGCGAUUCUCACACUCACUGCUCACAAGGAGAGUGGUUGCUUGCCUGAGGAAUUACCGUGUAUCAAAGAUGCUGGAAAAUUCCAUGAUCGUGCUUGGAAAGGUCUCGCCCGUCUGGUCGUUAAACCAUGGAUGCAAGCUCUCACCAUAAUGGUUCUCAUCGUCUACUGGGCAUUCACGUAUUACGGUAUUUCAAUCGUCCAGACGGAUCUUUCUGUGCAAAAACUUGCACCACCAGAUGCGCGCAUUGUUCAGUUCAAAACGCGCUAUGACGACAUCAUAAGGGGCAUGCAAACCGUUGCGAUCGUUGUAACAACACCUGGCGAUUUACGAGAUCCUAAAAGGUUCGCUGAUGUGGCCACUAUGAUUCGGGACUACGAAGCCGCGAGCUACAGCUACGGUAAGGAAUCCACCUUCUGCUUCCUCGGACCUUACAUGGACUUCCUAACAAAAAUGUCUAAAACUUCUAUGAAACAUCUAUUCUCACCCAAGUUAUUACAGCAAUUGUUUAAGGAAGUAGUCUUCACUUACACCCAUAUACCGGACUUCCUCGAAUCGGAUACCUUCUGGAAAGGGACUAUGCGAACCAACGAGACGGCAUGCAAACUGAAUGAACCGUCAUGUCUACCGUCCUUCCUCUUUACUACAGGAUUCACGACGCUGUCAAGCUAUAAAGAAAUGUUCCCACUCAUCCAAGAAUGGCGUGCAAUCAGCAGUAAACAUCCCGAUCUGGGAGUAUAUGCGUAUUCCGAGAGGAGCACCUAUGCUGAUCAGACCGAUGCCCUCGGUGACGUCAUUUGGCAGACACUUUAUUCAGAAGUGAUCUGUAUGGGUAUUUCUUUCAUCGUUUUCAUCCCGGACAUCGUCUCAAUCGCUGCUGCUAUGUUCAGCCUGUUGAGCGUCAAUCUCGGGGUCUUCGGAUUCCUCGUUCUGUGGGGUGUCGGUAUUGAUCCCAUAUCCAUGGCGUCUCUACUGAUGUCAAUCGGAUUCAGUGUCGACAUAUCGGCUCAUAUCAGCUACCAUUACUACCUAGUAAAAGCGCCGACACCUGUCGAAAAACUGGAAGAUGCAUUUUUGAACAUUGGAUGGCCAACAAUGCAAGGUGGACUAAGUACACUCUUCGCAAUGCUUCCAGUCUUAAUUAAACCGAGUUACCUAGGAAUGGUGUUUCUUAAGGUACGUCCCAGAAGUAACCUUCUAUUUGAAAUUUUCAUUUUCAAUACAGAAAAUGUGUACCUGCAUAAUAAGGUGUGUAUACUUGGCUAA
Messenger RNA from Haemonchus placei, 2436 nucleotides. The record is from the annotation of a GenBank genome assembly. Lineage: Eukaryota; Metazoa; Nematoda; Chromadorea; Rhabditida; Trichostrongylidae.